This is a messenger RNA of Adineta ricciae, 1560 nucleotides long. The record is from the annotation of a GenBank genome assembly. Lineage: Eukaryota; Metazoa; Rotifera; Eurotatoria; Adinetida; Adinetidae.
AUGCUAUCCAAACUUCUUUCUAAACAAGUCCUCAACCAGGGACUUCGUUUAACUACACGAACUUUGUCAACAGCUUCGCAACAGAAACUCGUUGACCGAAAACCAGAUGUGAAAUAUCAAAAGCUUUUCAUUAAUAAUGAGUUUGUGGAUUCACUCGGCGGAAGCACAUUCGAAGUUCUUAAUCCAGCAACCGGUGACGUUAUCACCGAGGUUGCUGAUGCUUCUGAAAAAGACAUUGAUCGUGCUGUAAAGGCAGCUAAAGAUGCUUUUCGUCUUGGCUCAGAAUGGCGUCGUAUGGAUCCUGCUGGUCGUGGUGUAUUACUCAAUAGACUUGCUGAUCUUAUCGAACGUGAUCGUGCUUAUCUCGCAGCCCUAGAAACUCUCAACAACGGUAAACCGUUCAAAGAUUCAUAUAAUAUCGAUAUUCCACACUGUAUUUCGGUUCUUCGAUACUAUGCUGGUUGGCCGGAUAAAAUGAAUGGAAAAGUUUUACCUGUUGCUGGUGACUUCUUUUCGUACACUCGUCGUGAACCAGUUGGUGUCGUUGGUCAAAUUAUCCCAUGGAACUUUCCAAUGAUAUUACUUUGUUGGAAAAUUGGUCCCUCGGUAGCAACUGGCUGUACAUCAAUCAUUAAACUUGACGAACACACACCAUUGACUGGACUAUAUACAGCCAAAUUAAUUGAAGAAGCUGGUUUUCCCCCCGGUGUUAUAAACAUUGUUUCUGGCGAUGGACCACACUGUGGAGCAUCGCUUGUCAAACAUCCUGAUGUUCAUAAAAUUGCUUUCACUGGUUCCACGCAAGUUGGUAAAAUUAUCGGAGUGGAAUGUGCCAAACAGGUUAAACGCGCGACACUUGAACUUGGUGGAAAAUCGCCAAAUAUUGUUUUUGCUGAUUGCGAUCUUGACUUAGCUGUUGAAAUGUCACACUUUGCCUUGUUUUUCAAUCAAGGUCAAUGCUGUUGUGCCGGAUCACGUACUUAUGUGGAUGAAAAGAUUUAUGACGAGUUCGUCCAACGAAGUAUCGAACGCACGAAACGACGAAAAGUCGGCGAUCCAUUUGACGACAGUACCGAACAAGGUCCACAGAUUAGUCAUGAACAAAUGGACAAAAUUUUGGAUUUAAUUGAAUCCGGACGAAGAAAUGGUGCGAAAUUACUUACUGGUGGUGAACGCCAUGGUGACAAGGGAUUCUUCGUUCAACCAACUCUCUUCGCUGAUGUUCAAGACAAUCAUCGCAUUGCUCGUGAAGAAAUUUUUGGACCUGUCAUGCAAAUCUUGAAAUUCAAAUCAAUCGAAGAAGUUGUCGAACGUGCCAAUGAUAGCGAAUAUGGUCUAGCUGCCAGUGUUUUUACCAAAGAUUUAGACAAAGCCAUCGUUGUCAGCAACGCCCUCCGAGCUGGUUCAGUCUGGGUCAAUACUUAUGACAACUUCGAUCCCGUUGCACCAUUCGGAGGAUUCAAACACAGUGGUCUCGGUCGCGAAAAGAGUGAAUACUCUCUUGAUUCAUACAGUGAAACUAAAUGCGUUACAAUGAAAAUUUCCGAAAGAAAUUCAUAA